Chlamydomonas reinhardtii is the source of this 3475-nucleotide messenger RNA. RefSeq lists its product as uncharacterized. The record is from RefSeq and is a predicted model, not a curated record. The transcript has 2 exons. Lineage: Eukaryota; Viridiplantae; Chlorophyta; Chlorophyceae; Chlamydomonadales; Chlamydomonadaceae. The coding region runs from base 181 to 3261 and encodes 1026 amino acids.
CACGCUGCAAGCAAUGGAACAUUGUCGCUAGGCCGUCGUCGUGCCGGCAAACGGCCGCCGCGCGGGAAACGCAGCGAGCCCAACAUACUCAUAGAUUAUUUUACCUCCAAAUUAAUAAACGAAGAAAACUUAGCGGCAGGUGUUUUCCUGCGAGCUCCGCGAGCGGACGCCCCGGCCACCAUGCGCAACCCGGACGCAGCCGCUCGCUCCGAGACCGGGCUUGACCGACAACUGGGCCACCUCCGGCGCGCGGCCCGCGCAGUGUUCCCCUGCGGCUAUGUCGACAAGCUGCUCACCAACGCCGGCAACAAGAUGCGCUGCGGCCUGGCGCAGUGGCUGUUGGAGCAGCGCGCCGUCGUAGCCCCCGCAGGCGCCCCGCCCGUGUCUGGCGAGUACCUGACUGGCGCCCCCGUGCCGCUCACGUCCGUGGAGGCCUACCUGCGGCAGCAGCACGCUGGAUUGUGGCUGAACAGGACUGUGUUCAAAUGGCCCAAGCCGGCUGACUUCCUGCGGCAUGCCGACAGCCACGGCAUCUUCCUGGUGCUGCAGACUGCAGCCGACGCCCCCCAGGGUGGCGGCGGCGGCGGUGGCGCGGGUGCUGCAGCCGGCGGACAGUACCCGGCGGUGAUGCUGGACGGAGGCGCACUGGCGGCGGUGUUCUUGGAGGAUGCAGAAAGGGGCUACGGGGGGUCCCGUCCGCCCGGGGCAAGCGAUGCUGCGGUGCUGGCGGACUCAGCAGCCGCCAACGUGGCCCUGGCGAAAGCCGUGGCCGCGCUUGCGCGCGAUGCCUUCCCUGGCGCCACGGCCAGUGAUCUCACCAACGUCGCGCCGUAUGGCGUGCACGCCGUCACCGACCCCGCCCAGCGGUCGGCUGUGGCACGUGUGUACUCGGCCGCGGAAGCCGCGUGCCACGUGCGGCGGGCGCUGGUAGGCUGGCUGGCGGCGUCCCGGCGCCUUGCGAACGUUGCGCCGCUGAGCGCCCCCAUGUCGACCCUGGGGGAGUCAUUGCGAAAGGAGCACGCGGGCCUGUGGGCCGAGUGCGACCCCUCGGGCGGCGGGCGGCCACCCAAGCUAAAGGACUUCCUGCUACAGCCGGAAAGCCGCGGCGUGUUUCGGGUAUGGGCCGCCGGCGAGGCGGCGAGCUCGUCGUCGGCGGGUCCUGCUGGUGGCCGCCAAAUGGUGGAGCUGCAGGUCGAUGCCCUCUGGUUCGCAGCCCUCCGCUACACGGCGCCUUUGAGCCUGCUGCACCCAGACCUGGCGUCGUGGUCUGCAGCCGCAGGCCCCUCAUCAGCGGCCGGCUCCAGCACAGCUCCGCUGGAGUCAGCCGCUGCCGCUCCUGGUACCUCGGGGCGAGCAGCCCUGGGCCGCCCGCCAAUGGCAGCGGCAGCGGCAGCGGCAGCACCGCUCAACGCGUCUGCCGCCCCGGCACCUGCUGCUGCCUCCGAGGCUCAGCUGGAGGCACUGCGCUCCAAGCCAGUCCAGGAGCUGGCGCGCAUGGCCUUCCCCACGCACGUGCACGGCCAGCCGGUAAAGGAUCAGCCUGCACGGCAGCUGCGGCGUGCCAUCGCGGCAUGGCUUGACGGAGACGCCGACGCGGCCCAGGGGCUGGGGCCGCGGCGCGCGCGGCUGUCGGGCUUGGGCCACUUCCUGAAGCGGCAGCACGCAGACGUGUGGCUGGACCCCAAACGCAAGUGGCCCAAGCUCAAGGACUUCCUGACUCAGCCGCAAAGCCGCGGCGUGUUUCAGCUGCUGCCUUCACCGACGCUGGUGGCGUCUGAUGGCGUGGUGCACCUCGACAUUGAGGCGUUGGUGCGGGCGGCGGCGGCGGCAACGGCGGGGGUAGCGGGGGCAGGAGCGGCGGCAGGGGCAGCGGGGGCGGGAGAAGGCCCGGCGGCAGGGCCGGCGGGAGCAACAGUGACGGUGGGUGGCACAAGCGGCAGUACCAGCAACGGUGGCGCCACACGGCCGGGAAGAAGUCGGGAGGCAGCAGUCGCUGCAGCGGGGGCGCACCCGCUGACGGCUGCAGGCGGUGUCGCCGGUGCGCCGGCGACCGCUGCGGCCUACCCUGAUGCGGCUGCAGCCACGCCCACAGAAGCCGAAGCUGCUGCUGCGAUCCUUUUCGGAGACGGCGUGCCUGACCUGGACGCCGAUCCAGAUGCGGCUCCUCAGCACUAUGACCACGACACCACCAGCAGUGACAACGCGUUCCCGCCGCCCUCGCCAGAGGAGCUGGCUGCGGCGGGGCUGCCCGCCGCGCAGGCGGUGGUGGUGGCUGACCCGUACGGCAAUGAGCUGGUGGCCCUGCUGCAGCACUGCCACUCCUGCGACCGCCUCGGGCUCGCCGUACAGUCGUACUACGGACUGCCCACGAUGGUCAUGCUUUACGCGCCGGCGGCAUUGAUGCCGCUCGCGGCGCAGCCGCCAGAGGCUGGCGGCGACGGCGGUGCAGCCGCCGGUGACGAAGGUAGCUUCAUUGCCUGGCCGGCGGCGGUGUACGUGGUGGAUCUGCUGGCGGCGAAGCUGCAGUACGGUGACGGCGAGGACGGCCAUGCGGCGGCGGAUGCGCUACUGGUCAGCCUGCGGCCGCUGCUGGAGGCGCCGGGCGUCACCAAAGUGGUGCACGACGGCGGCGCGGCUGCUGGGAGGUGGGGCGCGGCCGCGGCGGCGGCAGCCGGCAGCGGUGACGGGUUGGGCGGCACGGUGGCGGUGCUGGAGGCGGCUGUGAGCGCCAGCAGCGCCCACCUGAUGGUGCUGGGGGAGGACGGCGUGAGCCUGGUGCAAGCGGCGGCCGGCGGCCCCUGCCGCAUCGCGCCCCUGCACGACACGCGUCUGGUGCUGCGCGGCCUUGAGGCCAUGCUGGGGCUACCGCACUUGCCGCCUGCCGCACUCGCCGUCCCUGACGCCGACCCGACGUCGUCAGGCGUACUGGGCCAGCUGCACGACCUGCACGUGCACGUGACGCGCCUGCAUGACGCGCUAGCGGGCACGGGGCUGUGGGCUGACCGGCCGGCGCUGCUGGCAGCGCUGGUCGCCCGCCACUCCACAGCCCUGCGACACGAGCUGCUGGAGGCGUGCGCGUACGGCGGCGACGGUGCGGCUGCUGCAGGCAUGGACGGGCUGCUGGAGCGGCCGCUGGGGGCGGGCGUGGUGGAGGCGGUGGCGGGGGAUGCUCGGCACCUGCCCGAGCUGUGGGGCGAGACGGUGGCGACGGCGCUGCCGUGGGUGGCGGAGCGGGGGGCGGCUGCAGUGCACAGUAGCUGAGCGCGAAGCCCUGAGCAAGAGGUGCAUAAGGUUGGUGGCAUAGUCAAAGCCACUGGCAGCACUGUACGCGGGAGGGCGCUGGUUUAGGUGGUUGGGGAAGAAAUUGAGCCCAGAACGCCCUGCACAGCCGGUUUACGGCAGGAUACCGAAAGAACAGGCUAUGCGUCACAAACUUGAAUGGUUUGUGUACUGCUCAUUGUAAUAUAUAGUAUUG